Penicillium cataractarum is the source of this 2592-nucleotide messenger RNA. RefSeq names its product nitrate reductase NiaD (gene niaD). The record is from RefSeq and is a predicted model, not a curated record. Gene Ontology annotation, biological process: nitrate assimilation; nitric oxide biosynthetic process. Gene Ontology annotation, molecular function: heme binding; nitrate reductase (NADPH) activity; molybdopterin cofactor binding. Lineage: Eukaryota; Fungi; Ascomycota; Eurotiomycetes; Eurotiales; Aspergillaceae. The transcript is spliced from 7 exons. The coding region runs from base 1 to 2592 and encodes 863 amino acids.
AUGGCGAUGACUACCACACAAGUUCUUGUCAAUAGUGACAAGUUGUCAUUCAAGAAAUCACAUAUCACAUUCCAUGACCUACCAACGCCACAAGAAGUUGAUAUCCCUCUACCGCCGCCAUCCUUCAGCCCGACCGAGAUUCUAGAUAUCGACAAAGGCACCCCCGAUAACCAUGUGCCUCGUGAUUCAAGACUUAUUCGACUGACCGGCGUCCAUCCUUUCAAUGUAGAGGCUCCUUUGACAACGUUAUUUAAUCAAGGAUUCCUCACGCCACCCGAAUUGUUCUAUGUCCGAAACCAUGGCGCCGUACCACAGGUUCGCGACGAAGACAUCCCCGACUGGAAGCUAAGCAUUGAAGGACUUGUGGAAAACCCCAUCACUUUGAGCUUCCGUGAAAUUCUCGAGAAAUAUGAUUCAAUCACCGCACCAAUCACACUCGUCUGUGCUGGCAACAGACGGAAAGAACAGAACACCGUUCGGAAGUCGAAAGGCUUCUCAUGGGGUCCAGCUGGUCUAUCAACUGCCCUGUUCACAGGACCUUUAAUGGCCGAUAUCCUCUGCAGCGCGAAGCCUCUCCGACGAGCCAAGUUUGUGUGCAUGGAGGGGGCUGAUAAAUUGCCCAAUGGAUACUAUGGAACCUCUGUCAAAUUGAACUGGGCUAUGGACCGGAACAAGUUGAUCAUGCUGGCUUACAAGAUGAACGGCGAGGCACUUACCCCAGAUCAUGGCCGUCCCCUGCGGGCAGUUGUACCCGGCCAGAUCGGUGGUCGCAGUGUGAAGUGGUUGACCAAGUUAAUUGUGACGGAUGCCCCAAGUGAAAACUGGUAUCAUAUUUACGAUAACCGGGUGCUUCCAACAACGGUUUCCCCCGAGAUGGCUGCGGCGGAUAAGAAGUGGUGGACUGAUGAGAGAUAUGCCAUUUACGACCUUAAUGUCAACUCAGUCGCUGUACACCCAGAGCAUGAAGAGACACUGGACUUGACCUCGAGUGGAAAAACAUACACUGCGAAGGGUUAUGCAUACGCAGGUGGUGGUCGACGGAUCACAAGGGUUGAGAUAUCCUUGGACAAAGGCAAAUCAUGGCGCCUUGCCGACAUUGAAUACGCCGAAGACAAGUACCGAGAAUACGACGGCGAGUUGUUUGGAGGAAAAGUCGACAUGUGGCAACGAGAGACCUGUUAUUGCUGGUCAUUCUGGUCUCUCUCCAUCCCCGUCUCAGACUUGGAAGAUAGCGAUGCGCUACUUGUGCGAGCUAUGGACGAAGCAAUGACCGCCCAGCCACGCGAUAUGUACUGGUCUGUUCUCGGUAUGAUGAACAACCCAUGGUUCCGGGUUGCGAUAACGAAAGAAGGAAACCUUCUGAAGUUCGAACACCCGACACAUCCAGCCAGGGCUGGAGGCUGGAUGGAAAGGGUCAAGAAGGCGGGUGGUGAUUUGACAAACGGCAAUUGGGGCGAGAGGCACCAAGGUGAAGAACCUGUGGAACAAGAGCCUGUAAAGGAGAUCAACAUGAAGAAAGAAGGAGUGAGCCGCCAAAUUAGUCUGGAAGAGCUCAAGGCAAACAGCAGCAGCGAGAAGCCUUGGUUCGUUGUGAACGGUGAAGUGUAUGACGGCACCGGGUUCCUUGAGGGCCACCCUGGAGGAGCAAUCAGUAUUACAUCCUCUGCCGGGCUUGACGUGUCAGAGGACUUCUUGGCAAUUCAUUCCGAGACUGCGAAGUUGAUGAUGCCCGACUACCAUAUUGGUACAUUGGACGCAGCAUCUCUGAAAGCGCUCAACAGCAACACUGGAGCUGUAUCCGACGAGCCCCGCCCAACAUUCCUUCAGUCACGCGUUUGGUCGAAACUCAAACUCUCAGAGGUAAAGACCGUAUCCUGGGACACCAGGAUAUUCGUCUUCGAUUUGGAACACGAAAAGCAGACUUUGGGCUUGCCGAUCGGCCAACACUUGAUGAUCAAAGUCAACGACCCGGACACCAAAGAAGCCAUCAUCAGAUCAUACACUCCCAUCUCAGACACAAACAUGGAAGGCAAGAUGGAGUUGCUGGUCAAGAUCUAUUUCCCAACCAAGGAUGUUCCCGGUGGAAAGAUGACAAUGGCCCUUGACAAACUCAAAAUUGGAGCUGAGAUUGACUGCAAGGGGCCCACUGGUCGAUUCGAGUAUCUGGGCAACGGACGUGUACUCAUCAGUGGCAAGGAACGCCAUGUCAAAUCUUUCAAGAUGAUCUGUGGUGGCACUGGCAUUACACCGAUCUUCCAGGUCUUGCGUGCUGUCAUGGAAGAUUCACAAGAUCCAACGAAGUGUGUUGUGCUCGAUGGAAACAGACUGGAGGAGGACAUACUGUGUCGUUCGGAGCUUGAUAAAUAUGUGGAAACAGACAGGGAAAAGUGUACUCUUGUACAUACCCUGACGAAGGGGUCAGAGAACUGGACGGGUCGCCGGGGACGUAUCUCGGAGGACUUGGUGAAGGAGUUUGCGCCUCCCGAAGAGAGCAGUAUGGCCAUUCUUUGUGGACCAGGGGCAAUGGAACAGUCGGCAAAGAAAGUGCUUCUUGCCCAGGGCUGGGCCGAGUCUGAUCUCCACUUCUUCUGA